AUGAUGAACAAUUGCUGGUACACCAUCCGCCUAGAGAUUAGCGACAACGAAAGCGACUCAUCAGUGCUGUACUUCCGACAUCCCUGCGAGCCUGGCUCAGGGACGGGAGGCUGGAUGCAGCCCUCAUCAGAGAAUCGCAUCGAGAAUAUCAAGCACGAGGCGGCAUCACCGCAAAAGCAAUUCACGCGCGAGGAAAUUGAAAAGCACAACAAGGAAGAUGACUGCUGGAUUGUCAUUAAUGGCAAAGUCUACGAUGCAACAAGUGUGCUUGACUGGCACCCUGGCGGCACGGCACCUAUCAUGGCGCAUGCGGGUAGAGCACAUGCGGAUACCACGAAUGAAUUCGAAAGCAUUCAUGAUGACUAUGCGGAGCAAAAGCUAAGCGAAUGCGUGCUCGGUGUCGCUACCGAAAAGGCGAUCGGGCUUAUCAAGAAGCAGGCCGAAGAUGCAGCCAAAGAGAGAGCCAAAUCCUCAAAGAAGGCUUUUCAGACUGUCUUUGACCGCCAUCGGUGGAAUGUUGUUCGGUUUAAGGGAAAGGAACAAGUCUCCGAGGAUACUCGUCGAUACACUUUCUUGCUCCCAGCCGAUACGAAGAAGCUCGGUCUUGUCACCUGCCAGCAUCUGCAACUGGGCUUCCAUUUUAGUGAUCGACUUGUCAUCAGGCCGUAUACGCCCACGAGGCCAAUUUUCGAGAGAGAAGAAGAUGGCACGUUCGACCUUGUCGUCAAGACAUACCCCCCGGAUCAAUCCCAGCCAGGCGGAACUAUCAGCAAUAUCCUCGACUGUCUGCGUCCGGGUGAGGAAAUUGAAGUCAAAGGGCCUUCGGGCGAGAUCAAGUACAUCGGCCAAGGCAAGUUCAUGAUUGACGACAAAGAAUAUCAUUUCCGCAAUGUCAGUCUUGUCUUGGGAGGAUCCGGUAUUACCCCCGGAUACCAGCUUAUCUCACGUAUCCUACGUGCCAAGGAACAAGGCCUGGAAGAGGACAAGACCAAUCUCAAGGUCGUCGAUGCGAACAAGACUGAAGACGAUAUACUAUUGAGGGAUGAGUUCGAUAGACUUGCAGAGGACCAUCCGGAUCAGUUCCAGAUCACUCAUGUUCUUUCACAUCCAAGUGAUAGAUGGACAGAGGAGAAAGGCCAUGUGACGAAGGAGAUUCUGCAGAAGUAUGCAUUUGGACCUGAGAAAGAGAAUCUGGCGCUUCUUUGUGGGCCCCCGGCUAUGAUUAAGAAGGCUGUGCUUCCAGCACUUAAGGAGAUUGGAUACAAGGAGGAUGCAAAUUUGUUUGGAUUUUAA
Molecule: messenger RNA, 1293 nt
Organism: Penicillium egyptiacum
Lineage: Eukaryota; Fungi; Ascomycota; Eurotiomycetes; Eurotiales; Aspergillaceae
Source: the annotation of a GenBank genome assembly